This is a messenger RNA of Myiozetetes cayanensis, 1966 nucleotides long. It is a transcript of the gene CDC16, whose product is annotated as cell division cycle 16. The transcript has 18 exons. The record is from RefSeq and is a predicted model, not a curated record. Gene Ontology annotation, biological process: cell division. Bases 71 to 1942 code for a protein of 623 amino acids. Gene Ontology annotation, molecular function: protein binding. Lineage: Eukaryota; Metazoa; Chordata; Aves; Passeriformes; Tyrannidae.
UGGGCGCUGCACCGGCGGGCGGCCCGCGGUCCCUCGGCUCUCCGGGAUCCCAUCCAGGGACGGCGCGAGGAUGAACCUGGAGCGGCUCAGGAAGCGUGUGCGGCACUACAUCGACCAGCAGCAGUAUCAAAGUGCCCUGUUUUGGGCUGACAAAGUAGCCUCACUCUCCCAUGAGGAACCACAAGAUAUCUAUUGGUUGGCCCAAUGUCUUUACCUAACAGCUCAGUAUCACAGGGCAGCACAUGCCCUUCGAUCACGUAAGCUGGAUAAGUUAUAUGAAGCGUGUCGCUACCUUGCAGCUAGAUGUCAUUAUGCUGCAAAAGAGCAUCAACAGGCCCUGGAUAUUCUUGAUAUGGAGGAGCCAAUCAACAAACGACUUUUUGAAAAGUACUUGAAGGAUGAAAGCGGGUUGAAAGAUUCUACCACAGACUGGGAGAUGUCACAAUCCUCUAUCAAGAGCUCUAUAUGCCUUUUGCGAGGGAAGAUCUACGAUGCUUUGGAUAAUAGAGCCCUGGCAACUUACAGCUACAAAGAGGCCUUGAAGCUUGAUGUUUACUGCUUUGAAGCAUUUGAUCUUUUAACGUCACACCAUAUGCUGACAGCACAAGAAGAAAAAGAACUUCUUGAAUCUCUACCUCUUAGUAGACAAUGUACAGAAGAAGAACAGGAAUUGCUUCACUUUUUAUUUGAGAAUAAAUUAAAAAAGUAUAAUAAGCCCAGUGAAACACUGAUUCCUGAAUCAGUAGAUGGUCUUCAAGAAAACCUAGAUGUGGUGGUAUCCUUAGCUGAAAGACAUUAUUAUAACUGUGAUUUCAAAAUGUGUUACAAACUUACUUCAGUAGUGAUGGAAAAGGAUCCCUUCCAUGCAAAUUGUUUACCUGUACAUAUAGGGACACUUGUGGAGCUUAAUAAAGCAAAUGAGCUUUUCUAUCUUUCUCACAAACUGGUGGACUUGUACCCAAAUAAUCCUGUGUCAUGGUUUGCAGUAGGAUGCUACUAUCUCAUGGUUGGCCACAAAAAUGAACAUGCUAGAAGAUAUCUCAGCAAAGCCACUACGCUUGAGCGAACCUAUGGACCUGCAUGGAUAGCAUAUGGGCAUUCAUUUGCAGUUGAGAGUGAGCAUGACCAAGCAAUGGCUGCGUAUUUCACAGCUGCACAGCUCAUGAAAGGGUGUCAUUUGCCGAUGCUCUACAUUGGACUGGAAUACGGUUUGACCAACAACUCCAAGUUAGCUGAACGGUUUUUCAGCCAAGCUUUAAGCAUUGCACCCGAAGAUCCUUUUGUUAUGCAUGAAGUUGGAGUGGUAGCAUUUCAAAAUGGAGACUGGAAAACUGCAGAAAAGUGGUUCCUUGAUGCACUGGAAAAAAUCAAAGCUAUUGGAAAUGAGGUGACAGUUGAUAAGUGGGAGCCUUUAUUGAACAACUUAGGACAUGUCUGCAGAAAACUCAAGAAGUAUGAAGAAGCACUGGAAUACCAUCGCCAGGCUCUGGUAUUAAUUCCUCAGAAUGCUUCUACCUACUCUGCCAUUGGCUACAUACACAGCUUAAUGGGCAACUUUGAAAGCGCAAUCGACUAUUUUCAUACGGCCCUUGGUCUCAGAAGGGAUGACACAUUUUCAGUCACAAUGCUUGGACACUGCAUAGAAAUGUACAUUGGUGAUUCUGAAGCCUACAUUGGAACGGAGAUCAAAGACAAAUUAAGAUGUUAUGACUUUGAUGUACACACAGUGAAGACAUUAAAGAACAUAAUUUCACCUCCCUGGGAUUUUAGAGAAUUCGACAUAGAAAGACAAACUCUGGAUGAAAGUGGCAUAGUAACGUUAGAGACAUCAAAUCAAAGGAAAAGUACAGAUACCAGCCGUCCACUGGAAGAAACAUUUGAGAUUGAAAUGAAUGAAAGUGACAUGAUGUUAGAAACGUCAAUGUCAGACCAUAGUACGUGACCAUAAAUACUGGUAGAGAGUUCA